This is a messenger RNA of Bactrocera latifrons, 354 nucleotides long. RefSeq lists its product as uncharacterized. NCBI's taxonomy places the organism in Eukaryota, Metazoa, Arthropoda, Insecta, Diptera, Tephritidae. The record is from RefSeq and is a predicted model, not a curated record. Bases 1 to 354 code for a protein of 117 amino acids. The transcript is spliced from 3 exons.
AUGAGUCGGGAAUUAUUCAAAAUUUUAUGUAAUGAGCUCACAAACAUUGGCAAACGUGAUACUAUAUACAGGCAAUGUAUUCCAUUAGAAAAAAGAAUAGCUAUCGCUUUGUUUGCCCUUGGUUUUUCUGCUGAGUACAGAACAGUUGGAACACUAUUCUCUAUCCUUAAAGACUUUUGCAGAGCGGUGAAAAAUUACCGAGUACGUUUGAGAAGAAAAAUUGGGUUCCCCCAAUGUCUGGGGAAAUAUGGAUGUCAUAUUGAGAUUAUUCCCUCCACAUCUGAUGCUGUUGACUAUUUCAACUACAAAGGCUGGUACUCAAUGGCUUUACUAGCCCUCGUAGACUACUGGUAA